CAUGUUUACCGAAUUUCAUACAUGUACGAUAAAGUAAAGUCAACGAAGAGGCUCUUUAAACAUUUCCGGGGGGGCGCUGUGGAGUCAUUUUAUUGCGACUUUGGCGAAACCUCCAAAAUACGUAAAUUUCACGCGCGACUGACGCCUCCAGCAAAUUUGGUAACUUUUUGAAAAUGUUAAAGCCGCCAAAAAGGUAAUUAAUUCGUUGUCCGAAAAAAUAACAACAUUGAACAUUCGAAUUACAGUAGCGCUUAGCUACUCGGGUCCAAUAACAAUACAUCCAUUUCCGGUUCCGCUGGCCCCGCCCCCUCUUCCCAAACACGUGGAUCUCUUCCGGGUUCUUCAUCCUUUGUUCUCUGUUCGUCAGCAGCCCAGAAGCGGGAGUGUUGAUAAAGCUGUAAGAGAGCUGCAGCAGCAGCAGUUGAUGAACUCUGGAAAGAAGUCCAGCAGCUUGAGGAACAUCUGGUCAAAGAAACUGGAGGGAAGCAGGAGCUCAAACAGCGGCAGGACGCAGCAGAGGAAGAGACACCAGAUGAUGGAUGAUGUUUUCCAGCCCAGAUUAGUGCUGCCAGCAGAUGUUAAAGAAGAGGCUCCUGAAGAACAGAGUCCUGAUGUGGAUCAGCAGGAGCCAGAGCCCCUCCAGAUAAAGGAGGAACAGGAGGAACUCUGGACCAGUCAGGAAGGAGAGCAGCUCACUGUGAAGGAGGAGACUGAUACCAGGUUUCCAUUAACUGCAGCUCCUAUCAAGAAUGUUAAAGAAGAGGCUUCUGAAGAACAGAGUCCUGAUAUGGACCAGCAGGAGCUGGAGCUCCUCCACAUAAAGGAGGAAAGUGAAAGAAUCUGGGCCAGCCAGGAUGGAGAACAACUGAAUGUGAAGGAGGAGACUGAUGAUACCAGGUCUCCAUUAACUGUUGUUCAUAUGAAGAGUGAAGAGGAUGAGGAUAAACCUCUGUUCUCUCAGCUUCAUCAAACAGAAGACAGAGAUCUUCCAAGCAGCAUCUCAGCUGACCAGGUAAAAGCAGAAAUUAAAGUAGAGGACUGUGGAGCAGCAGAAUCCAGCAGAAACCCAGAUCUAAAUAAUCAUGGAGGCUCUUCCAACUAUUCAGAGACUGAAGACAGUGAAGAUGAUGAAGAGGAUGAUGAUGUGAAGCAUCAUGAAUCUGAGCUUAAACACUUAUCAGACUCUGAAACUGAAGACAGUGAGGAGGAUUGGAAGGAGAGCAGGACUCCAGGAUCAGGCAGAAACACUGUCAACAAAUCUUUGAGCUGCUCUGUGUGUGGAGGAAAAUUUGCUAACAGACGCUCUCUUCAGAGUCACAUGACAUGUCAUCCAAGAUUAACGUCUUCAGAUUGUUCUGGUAGUGAGACGUGUUUCAGAGAGAAGAAAAUAAUGGAUUCACUGACAAAAGUCCAGACAAGUAGUAAAAAGUUUAACUGUGGUGAGUGUGGUAAAAGUUUUAACAGGAAACAUGAUUUAAAAAAACACACAACAGCCCACACAGGAGACAAACCCUUUGGUUGUGAUGCAUGUGGAAAAAGAUUUGCCUGCACGUCAAUUUUAAUCAGACACGUGAGAAUUCACACAGGCGACAAACCCUUUGGUUGUGAUAUAUGUGGAAAAACAUUUGCCUUAAAGUCAAAUUUAGACACACACAUGAGAACCCAUACAGGAGACAAACCCUUUAGUUGUGAUGUUUGUGGAAAAAGAUUUGCCUGCAAGUCACAUUUAAACACACACAUGAGAAUCCACACAGGAGAAAAACCCUUCAGUUGUGGUAAAUGUGGAAAAAGAUUUUCCCAGAAGGCAGGUUUAGACAAACACAUGAGAACCCACACAGGAGAUAAACCCUUUGGAUGUGAUGCGUGUGGAAAGAGAUUUUACCAAAUGUCAGAUUUAGACAAACACAUGAUAAUACACACAGAAGACAAUCCCUUUAGUUGUGAUGUUUGUAGAAAAAGAUUUGCCUGGAAGUCAGACUUAACCAGACACAUGAGAAUCCACACAGGUGACAAACCCUUCAGUUGUGGUAAAUGUGGAAAAAGAUUUUCCCAGAAGGCAAGUUUAGACAAACACAUGAGAAUCCACACAGGAGAUAAACCCUUUGGUUGUGAUGCAUGUGGAAAAAGAUUUGCCUGCACGUCAACUUUAAUCAGACACGUGAGAAUCCACACAGGAGACAAACCCUUUGGUUGUGAUGCAUGUGGAAAAACAUUUGCCAGGAAGUCAAAUUUAGACACACACAUGAGAAUCCACACAGGAGAGAGACCCUUUAGUUGUGAUGUUUGUGGAAAAAGAUUUGCCAGCAAGUCACCUUUAAACAUUCACAUGAGAAUGCAUACAGGAGACAGACCCUUUAGUUGUGAUGUUUGUGGAAAAAGAUUUACCUGCAAGUCACAUGUAAACAUUCACAUGAGAAUGCAUACAGGAGACAGACCCUUUAGUUGUGAUGUUUGUGGGAAAAGAUUUACCUGCACGUCACAUUUAAACAUUCACAUGAGAAUCCACACAGGUGAAAAAGCCUUUAGUUGUGAUGCAUGUGGAAAAAGAUUUGCUUGGAAGUCAGCUUUAAUCAGACACAUGAGAAUCCACACAGGCGAGAGAAGCCCUUUGGUUGAGAUGCUUUUGUUAUAAGAUUAUAAAAAAAAGUCAAAUUUAAACCCACACAUGAUAACUCACAGAGGAGCUAAGCCCUCAAGGUGUGAUGCUUAUGCAAGUAAUUUUUAAAUGUACACAGAACAGACAAUGAAGAGAAACCUUUUGAAUGUGAUGAAUGUGGUAAAAGCUUAACCUUUAAUGUCAGGUCUAAACCAGAACACUAGAAUUUACAGAAACAUAAGCUCAUUGCUGGUUAUGAUUGUGGACAAGAUUUAAACAUCAUUUAUGCCCCUAAUCAUAUCAGCGUGUGAAUGUGUGUAUGAAUGGGUGGAUGACUGAUUGUAGUGUAAAGCGCUUUGGGGUCCUCGGACUUGAUAAAGUGCUAUACGAGUGCAGGCCAUUUACCAAAUAGCAGCAACAAACAUCCAGCCUGAAGUUAUGGAUAACUUUGUCCGUUCAUAGCUUCUCUUAUCUACUCUGGUCUCCAUAGUCGGUAUUGUUUUUGGCCUGCUUAUAGAGGGGCGAGGGGCCAGUCCCCUCUGGUGUGGGCUUCUUCAUUUGGUCUGACCCAGCUUUCUCGGCUGUUGUUGCUGUUGUUGUAUGUGCAAAAUGUUUUGAUGGACACACAAAUGUCCUCACCAAAACUGGUUUAUGAUGUCAUUGUGUCAAUGAGUUUUUUUGAGGUCCGUGGCUGCAGCUUAAAAAACACUCCAAUCUGUGUUUUCAAAGCAGGCCUGUAACUUCUGAUUUGAUUACUCUGUCCACUUCCUUAUAGUUCUCACCACAGGCUGACGUGUUCAUAAUUUCUGUUGGUUUGUAUGAGCUGAAGCAGAUGGUGUUAACAGUCUUGAUGCUGCUCAGGUUGCAGCACAGGCAUCUUUUAAAACUGUGUAGCAGUGGUCCAGAGUGUUAACCUCUCUGGUUGGGGUCUCUGUGUUUAGGAAGUUCACACAUGAGAUUUGUUCUGUCAAAGUCCCAGAGAACUAUGAUAAGGAAGUCUUGAUUUAUGUUCAUCCACAUCUGUUAUUCGGUCAGCCAGCUAAGGUCGGCAGAUCUGUGGAAAUUACGGGUUUCUUAUGCUAAGGAAGAGCAUCUAGCUCAUUUAGUUUGCCAGGGAACGGAUAUUUGCGAGGUAGAUAUACGAGAGCAGAGCUUGCAGUCCUGUCAGAGCUUAACAAGCAUACCUGCACAUUUUCCCAGUCUGCUUCUCCCGUACUUCCCACAGAGAGCCGCUGCGCUUCCAACCAGGAUCUCAAAAAAUCUCUGGAUGGGUGGAAACUGGAAAAAAGACUGACUUAUUCGUAGGAGUUGCUGUCUGGUUGGAAGUACCUGUACUGCAACUGCAACGUACAGUACAAAUACAGGAAAAAAAAAAAGUACAGAGAUGGCCAUGUAUAGCGCCAUCUUAGAUCUAACUAAUUCCACAAUGCUCUGGGUUGGGUCCUUGUUGUGCUUCAAGCUUGUUGACCUUUUUUUUGCUAGAGAUCAUAUUUGAGCUUUUGAGUUGUUCUUGUAAACAACUGUCUUUGUCAUGGUGAUACAUUGCAUCAAAGUCCACAAGAAUAUUAUCAACCAGAAAACAAGGUAAAAAAUCCUAAAGAAAAAAAAAACUUGUCAUGUAAUAAGUUGAUAUCUUGUGUCAUACUAUUCUAGAAUUUCGUUGAAUCAUCAUAGAGAUCAGUUUCAUUGUAGAAAUCUAUGUUUGUUAUGGAUCCAAUUUAGAUUGUAUAUAUUAUUGUUUGAUAUAUUGUCUCCUCUGGCUGCUCAUCUCUUUCACAUUGUUGUGCCCCAGCUUGGGAUGAAACGUGGACUUAGACCCAUCUUUGCUUCUGCUCAUCAGAAUGGUCCACAUAAGAGGUUGUGUCUGGGCAAAGAAAAUUAGUUCAGGAUAAAACAACCUAAAUAUUGUUAAUUUUAUGGUGUUUAGUUUUUGACAGACUUUAUUUGAAUGAUAUGCUUUAAACACUGGUGGUUCAGUAAUGAGAUUUUGUUCCAUUUUAUCUGUGUUUUUCUUUAAUCUCCUUGAACUAACCUGCUAAAAAUUUGUUCGAAUUUUGCUUAAAAUCUGCUAAAGGCUGUCUCUGCUAGCAGCUAACAUGCUAAUACCUCUGCUAAUACUACACAGUAGACAGCUUUGUUUCCAACAGAGCUUGUUUCAUUCACUCCGUACUUGUUAGAUAACGUGCCGUCAGAGCUUGUAUACAACAAUAAAUACUAUUAAUACAAAUAUUAACCUAUGGGUUAAACUUAUACGACUGUUGGAUAAUGUAUUUUCUUUGUGUUAGGAUUCGGUGACCCAGAUGUGGUACCACCACAUUUUUCUGUUCAUCCAAUAGCCGUACGUCCCCUGGCAUCUUUAAAUAAAGGUUUGCGCCACCAUUUUAAGAGUUAAUAACUUAGUUCAAUCAUGUGCUGAGGAACACUUACAUAACAUUGAAAAUCAGUUGUUCAAAAAGGUUAUUGAUUUCUAAUUUGGGAAAUCGUUCUAAAAUAUAUUAUUAUAAUGAUGUUUAUUGCCUGGUUCACAUGGCAGGAUUUUCAAAUUGUCCCCAUAAAUGACGAUUAAAAAAAUGGAGGUAUAACGGGUUCGGUUUUCAUAGCAAGCACAAUACACGAACAGAUUUCACUAACAAACAUUCAGAUUUUAUACUGAAAAUUUCACAAACCCUCUUGAGAUCAAACCUGAGUUCAGAGUAAUUCCUUUCCGUGUUUCUCUCACCUCGCUUUCUGAUUGGCUACACGUUACAUUCAACAGGCUGAGUGCUCAUAUGUCCUCAGGGAAUACCCCACAGAGUAGGAAGUCUGGGAAAGACGAUCCAACAUGUUGAAUGUCUCUGAUUUUAUUCGGAGCAGUCCUGACGUCCUUCCAAGCAGACUAGAUCACUCUUAACCCACCACACACGGCAGGAUUAUCUCAUAAGAUUAUCUUGAUAGAUAGCACCAUGAUUGGGAAUGUCGGAAGAUCGGGAUGAAAAUCGGCAUAAAAUCCUGCCGUGUGAACCAGGCACUACUUACCUUCUGAUUUGUGUUGUGACUGGUUGUUUAAACAUAUACCAAUUGUUGUCCUUAAUUACUUUUAAAACUAAUUUGACCUCAUUUCCAGAUUCCUCAAAAUAAAUCUUGGUUCUUAAGCUUACAUAUCAUCACUGAACUGUGACAUCAUUGCAUCAAUUGUAUUGGUCCCCUUUUAUCUUUUUUAUUUCUAUAUAGUUUCAUUAGCUUCUGUAUUCCUUCAUUUUGCUUGGUAGUUUUAGUUGAAUGGUUGUAGUCCAGUAUUUUGUUAAUUGAAAUAUUUUAAC
This is a messenger RNA of Girardinichthys multiradiatus, 5895 nucleotides long. RefSeq names its product zinc finger protein 260-like. Lineage: Eukaryota; Metazoa; Chordata; Actinopteri; Cyprinodontiformes; Goodeidae. The transcript is spliced from 3 exons. The record is from RefSeq and is a predicted model, not a curated record. Bases 425 to 2632 code for a protein of 735 amino acids.